This is a messenger RNA of Morus notabilis, 1011 nucleotides long. Its product is annotated as flavanone 3-dioxygenase 3. Lineage: Eukaryota; Viridiplantae; Streptophyta; Magnoliopsida; Rosales; Moraceae. The coding region runs from base 1 to 1011 and encodes 336 amino acids. Gene Ontology annotation, molecular function: dioxygenase activity. The transcript is spliced from 4 exons. The record is from RefSeq and is a predicted model, not a curated record.
AUGGCUGCAUUGAUUUCUGAUGUCUCUAUUAAUCAAAAGCCUUAUUGUUAUAAUACCACGAAAGCUGCUUAUAAUUAUGAUCACGAACAAUAUGACGUCCCAACAAUUGACUAUUUUAUGCUCUUCUCCAAUGAUCCUAAUCAACGUUCCAAAGCCCUGAAUUACCUCAGACAUGUUUGCCAGGACUACGGCUUCUUCUAUCUCGUUAAUCAUGGUAUCACUGAUAAUGUUUUCGAGAGCGUUUUCAAGGGAAUUUCUGAUUUCUUUGAUCCGAUAGAGGUGGAGGAUCGAAGGCAGUACGAGAAAAAGAAUCCAACAGAUAGGAUCAGAUGGGGCUUGCGCUCCUCACCUGGAGAGAAUAGGGAAUAUCUUAAGGUGGUUGCUCAUCCUCGCUUCCAUUGCCCUCCUAAACCAGCCGAUUUCAGUGAGGCUAUGGAGGAAUAUUUCAAGAGAUUGAGAGAAGUGGUACGUGGUUUAGGUAAAGCAGUAUCAAAAACAUUAGGAUUUGAAGAAUGCUACAUAGAGAAGGCAUUCAACCUUGAAUCAGGGUUUGAUGUGUCUGCAAUGAACCUUUAUCCUCCAAAUUUCCAAUCCAAAGGUGCCGUCGGCGUACCUGAUCACACCGACCCUGGCUUCUUCGUCUCGCUCGUUCAAGACGUUAAUGGCGGCCUCCAAAUACUAUCGAAUGCCGGAAACUGGAUCGACGUUUAUGACAUGCCCCCUAACGCUAUCUUCAUCAAUCUUGGCGAUCACCUUGAGAUUUUAACAAAUGGUAAGUACAAGAGUCAUGUUCACAGAGUGGUGGUGGACAACAACAAGGUGAAGAGGAUAUCCGUGGCCACACUUCACGGACCGUCGUUGGAUACAUUUGUGAAGCCGGCGCCGGAGUUUGUCGACGAUUCUCACCCGCCAGCGUACCGCGGAGCCACCUACAAGCGGUCCUUGGAGGCUAAUGGGGAUGAGAUUGAUGUGCAAUCUAGUAUUGACCAACUUCGCCUUCAAGUCAUUUGA